AUGAUAUCGAUAGCAGCUCCGCGGCUGCUAUCGACGCGGUCGCGGCAGCCGUUUACCUAUAUCUACGUUGCCCUCUCGAUAUGCCUUCUCUACGUCUUUCUUCGCACCGAUCUCGGUAACACCGUUGUCACAAGAGUAGCAGACAUCAGACCCGGAGCUGGCAAGUCUUCGAAUGGGCUGCCUAAGACGCCCACAUACAAACCGCAACCGACAUGGACACCGCCUCCCGUCAAAGACCCGUUUCCCCUUCUCAUGACCUCGAACCCCCCUCCGAUUCCUUCUUGGAAUAUACCUAAGAAGCCGAACGUCUACACCAAAUACGAUCUGCCCAUCGCUCCACCGCUGCUCAUCGGCUUCACGCGCAGCUGGCCGUUGCUACUGCAAACUGUUGUCGGAUACGUCACGGCAGGAUGGCCGGCGGAACAGAUAUACGUGGUGGAGAAUACGGGAGUGCAUGAGUCCAACGCGAUGGGCCGACUCGGCUUGCAGAACCCACUGUACCUGAACCACACACAGCUUCACAUGCUCGGAGUCCACGUGAUUCGCACGCCUGUGCUGCUCAACUUUGCUCAGCUGCAAAACUACUUUGUUUCCCUGAGUAAAGACAAAAAGUGGCCAUACUACUUUUGGAGCCACAUGGACUCGUUUGUCAUGUCUCUGGAAGAGGGCGCCGAGGGCCUUUCGGGACCGGUCAAUACGCCCGAGUAUCAGACAAUCUACGACCUCGCAGUGCGGGAGGUAAAUCACACGUUGAGGACUGACCCGAAAUGGGGAGCGAGGUUCUUCGCGUACGACCACCUGGCGCUGGUGAACCCGAAGGCGUACGAAAGCGUUGGUGGUUUCGACACCUUCAUCCCAUACUACAUGACGGACUGCGAUAUGCAUUGGCGUCUUGAAGAGGCUGGUUGGAGCAUGAACGAGUCCAGGGCGGGAAUCAUCCAGGAUGUUGCUACGGUGCUUCAGGACCUGAGGAUGUUCUACCGCGAGGGAGAUGUACCGGAAGGGUUCAGCUUCACAGACCCGAAUCCACCUCCUGCGAAGGUCUCCAGAGACCUUUCGAAGGAGACACCGGAGAAGCGCGGACUGGAGGAGAGCCUCGCGCAUCUUCCCCCGGCAGGCGACGCUGCUGCUGUGGAUGGCAAAGGUGUCACGACGACGAUACUUGACCCUCUCAUAUCCUUCAAGAAGCUAUUCCGCAUCAGCCAGGACAUGUUUAAUCACAAACACGCCGAUCGAGACAGGAACACGUGGCAACUGGGACAAAGGGGCGGAGAUCCAAGUGAGCCGUACUACUACGAUGCUCUUGGGUUCCAGACCGGCAUCGACGUGAUGACAGAGGCUGGCAGGGAGGUCUUCAGGAGAAAAUGGGGCCAUAGAGGGUGUGACUUCGCUGCUGCCGGCUUGCAUCCUGACGAUGCUUGGAAAGUCGAGAAGGACUGGGAUUAG
Messenger RNA from Colletotrichum karsti, 1446 nucleotides. RefSeq lists its product as uncharacterized. Bases 1 to 1446 code for a protein of 481 amino acids. NCBI's taxonomy places the organism in Eukaryota, Fungi, Ascomycota, Sordariomycetes, Glomerellales, Glomerellaceae. The transcript has a single exon. The record is from RefSeq and is a predicted model, not a curated record.